CUUUACUGGAGAGUCGGGCAGCUCUGCCUCUGCUACAGAUGUUCUCCUAAUUCUCUGGAUGGAUGCAGAGACUGAAGGGCUCAUACCUGCCAAGAGGACAGUAAUCUGAAUAACAGCUUUUACUGGCUGGAAUUUAUUGACCCGGCUUCAGAUUUAGCAACUCAUUCCUAAAGCUCCUCUCUCCUCCCCCAUCAGCCUCCUCUUCCUGCCUCCCUUCCUCUUUUUUUUCUGCCAUAAUUGUUUUCAUCUCCGCUCUGCUAUGCAUCGUAUCGACAGCUGCAUCAUUCCACCCUGCUGAGUUAUUGGGAAGCACCUCUCCUCUGUCUGUGUGUGUCAUUGGGUUUUAUUUGACUAAUUGUUAUUGGCUGACCGUAUUCUGCUUUAUGUUUAUUUGUUUGUUUUUUUUUUUAUUCCAUUGAUUGCACUCUGCUGCUCCACCUCUUCCCAGGCUAAGGGAAGCCAAAUAGGAUGUUCUCCUCUUCAUCCAGAAACUCUCUGUUCUCACCCUGGUCGUCCAUGGAGCAGUCGGACUCUGAAGUGUUGGACAUCAGCACCAAAGUGCAGCUGCAUGGCGUUCUGUGGAAGAGACCCUUCGGACGCCCGUCGGCCAAGUGGUCCCGCAGAUUCUUCAUCAUCAAAGACAGCUUUUUGCUCUACUAUGCAGAGAGUGAGAAGAGAAACUUUGAGACCAACAGGUACUUCAACAUCCACCCAAAGGGAGUCAUUCCUUUGGGAGGAUGUGUGGUGUCGGCUAACGAAAACAUGGGCAUGCCCUUCGCUAUUGAGAUCAACCUGGAAGACUUUACUGGAACCAUAGUACUGGCAGCUGAGUCUGAGGAGGAGCAGGUCCAGUGGAUGGAGAUGCUUCAGGACUCGGGCAAAGUGACGUGGAAGAAUGCCCAGCUGGGUGAGGCCAUGAUUGAGAGUCUGGAGGCCCAGGGGCUCCAGCUGGCCAAGGAGAAGCAGGAGUACCUGGAUAAACUGAUGGAGGAGACAGAGGAGCUCAGUCACCAGAGAGCACAAAGAGAGGAGCUGGAGCGUCUGAACCAGGUUCUGGAGGAGGAGAAAAUGAAGUUUGAGGAGGUGGUUUUGGAGCUGAAAGCAGAACAGGAGCAAAUCAAACAAGAUCUGGAUGGUACAGCCCAGUCCCUGAAAGGUGUGGAAAGUGAAAAAGAAGAGCUGAGCAGCCUUACCAUCAUGCUGCAGAAGUCUAUCGAGGAACUUUCUCAGGAGAAACAGCGAACUCUGGAGCUGCUGGGGGUGAAGGAGCAGCAUGAGGAGGCCGGGAUGAGAAAGGAGGAGCCGAAGCUGGAGGAAGGGGAGGAGCAUGGAGACGAGGAGCUGCUGCAGGACCUGAGGCAUAUUGAGGAGCAGAUGAAGAUCCUGCAGAAGGAGAAGGAGCAGGCUGAUGAUAAGCUCAGGGACAAUGAGCAGAGGGCUAAAAUCCUGCAGGAGGAGAGGGAGUACUACUCAUCUCAGGCCCGGACGCUGCAGCAGUCGCUGGCUCAGCUCAGUGUGGACAAACAGCAGACCGAGGCCGAGCUCAAGGUAGAAAUAGAGUCUAGGGUGGAGCUGGAGAAGAGACUGAAGCAGGCGGAGGAGGCUCUGCAGGAUCUGGAGAAAGGCCUCGACUCAUUGGACCGAACAAGAGAGAGGGAUGAGAGGAUGAAGGGGGAUGUCACUCAGCUGAGAAGAUUCUUCGAGGAGUGCAUCUGUGCAGCUGAGAUCGAGGCAAAGCUUCCAGCCAUCAUGAAAAAUGCUGUGUAUCUUCAUAAAGCGGCUGCACGCAGAAUAAAGAGCUGCCGAAUCCAGAGGAGAGCCUCCAGACGUCACUGGUUGAAACACUCCAAAUCAUUUGCUGUAGCCCGGCCCGAUGGCAGCAGCAUGGAAGAGCUGAGGGAGACAGCCCGACGACUCACUUCAGACAGCAGCUUCAGAGAGAGCGUAUUCCAGAUCAUUACUCGUAAAAACUCCACAACAGAUCACUGAGAGUAUGCAGAGAGAGACAGAAGAGGAGGAAUGGUCCUUAGCUUUACCUCAGUCCAGUGAUGUGAUACCUACAGAUCUGAUCCUCAUGUCAACAUCUGAAUAUGGAAUUGGUUAGGGGUUUAAGUUAUAGCAACCUUAAUGUGUGCAAUCAAAAGGAAGUAAAUGACUAAAUAGUAAACAGCAGAUUUCCAACUCUCUUGUAGACUAAAGAAAAAAACCUUCAGAUUAGUUUCAUUGUAAAGAGUAAAUAAAUUGUAACACUGCAAAAUCCAAAUGACAGAUUAUUUUAUAGACUAUUUUGGCAUUAUAUUACAUUUUGACAAUUAGAUACAACUCUUACAUUGUAUUUAGUUUCAUUUUACAUUGCAAGUGGUUUAAUUUUAAACAGCAAAAGGUUAGGACGAUCCUCAUGUCAACAUCUGAAUAUGGAAUUGGUUAGGGGUUUAAGUUAUAACAACCUUAAUGUGUGCGAUCAAAAGGAAGUAAAUGACUAAAUGUUCUUAAAAACAUAGGAAACAGCAGAUUUCCAACUCUCUUGUGGACUAAAGAAGAAACCUUCAGAUUAAUUUAAGUGUAAAAAGUAAAUAAGUUGUAACACUGUGCAAAAUCCAACUGACACAGAUUAUUUUAUCGACUAUUUUGGCAUUAUAUUACAUUUUGAGAAUUACAUCAAACUGUUACAUUGUAUUUAAUUUCAUUUUCCAUUGCAA
Sphaeramia orbicularis (orbiculate cardinalfish) is the source of this 2699-nucleotide messenger RNA. It is a transcript of the gene plekhd1, whose product is annotated as pleckstrin homology domain containing, family D (with coiled-coil domains) member 1. NCBI's taxonomy places the organism in Eukaryota, Metazoa, Chordata, Actinopteri, Kurtiformes, Apogonidae. The transcript has 13 exons. The record is from RefSeq and is a predicted model, not a curated record. Bases 469 to 1989 code for a protein of 506 amino acids.